CCGCCGUCGACCGCGUCACGCAUGUCGCGCUCGUCGGGCAUGUCCGCGUCCGCGUUCUCGAUGCGCUCGCAGCGCAGCUCGUCGAGCUCGAACGCGUCCGUGCGCUGGGACGAGGACUGCCUCCAGGGCACCCGCGAGGCGCAACGCCGCGAGCGCGCACAGCGCAGGAGCCAGCCCGGCGCACAGGAGAGCAAGCAAAGCGCGGACCCGCGCCGCAGGACGCCCGUCAUUGAGAUCUUCCCGGAGAUCCGGUCGACGCCGACGAUGAAGAGGAGUUCGCUCGAGGAGCACGCUGCCCGUGGGAACGGAGAACAGCCGCCAGUCGUCACCCUUGAGGAGGCAACGACGGAUUAUCAGAGCGAGGGCGAGACUUCUGGCUCUGCGACGCCUGUGAAGCGAGCGAGGCCACGCCCGUGGUCUGAGCAGCUGCUCGAGAAAGUGCGACCCAAGGCCAUCUCAGGCGACGCGGAAGGUGUCAUAUCGAUCUUGGAUGCUGCGACCAACGACCUCGCUUCGUUGAUCAACCGUCUCGAUCUGGAGGCUACGCCAUCCAGUGUGCAGGGCUCGCCGCUCAGGCCUCUGCAGGGCUCACCGUCGCUCGCGUCCCUCGGCAAAGCCGGCGAGGGCUCCCCGCUCAAGCCCAAGAGGUGUACCUUCGACAAAACGCGCGACGCGCCCACGCUUUCUGAACGUGAGAGCCUCGAGUCGAUCAGCUCCCUGCGCCCGUACGGCCAGGUUGGUCGCACGCACUCGGAUCCCGCGGUGCCUCCGACGAGGCAGCAGGCGAUGGACACGCUCGACGUCCGCCGCAUGCUCAUCGGCCAGCGGAUCGCAUCGUGGAACGAACUCGAGAGCCAACUGUCGUCCAAGAGGCCUGCGGCGCAGGCGCAGGCGACGGCGAAGCCCUUUCGUCCGACGCACAGGCGCAUGGUGACGCCAGGUCCCGAAGACAUGGACAUCGCCACGAUGUUUCAGCCCCUCAAGCCCUCUGCCAAACAGCGCGAGGCGUCUGUCGAAUCCCUUCCCUCGACGGCUUCGACCCCAGCCCAGGGCUCUCAGGAUCCAGCGAACCCGUCCUCGCAGACGUUUGGCUCCGACGCUCCGACGUCCAAGGUGGGAAAGAGCCCGUCCGUGGAUCUCGGUUACGACGACGCGGCCCCUCCGUCUCCCAGUCCUACCACGAGGCGUCGCCCCAAGCAUUCCAAGAGGUCGUCAGUUCUUUCUGUCAUGUGCGACACCGGCGCGACCCUUCCGCGAGAGAGCCUGAUCAGCCUGGGUUUGACAGGCACGCUAGGUGGACCGGAGCCCGAAGUGGACCCCGAGGAUCCUGACUCUGACAUCCCGGAUGAGCUGCAGGCGAUCAUGUCUGGCCAAAGCGACGACGACGACACCACAGAGCUGCUCGGCAAGAUGCUCGCCUGCAAGCGCCACGACAGAGCCCCAUCGCCCGGCCUGCCCCCGUCGGCUGCGCUGCCGUCCCUUCAGAACGAGACCAAGUCAGAACAAGAGCAAAAGCCCGUUUUUCGUGCGUCUCUCGUCAGCGUGGAUUCCAACCAGACCGACCUCGACGAGAGUGACGUCUCUGCCUCUGAGGACGACACCAAAAAGUCCUUUGACUUCACUGGGGAGCUUCGGCUGUUAAACUCGUCGGGCGGCUCUGAUCGUCGGAGCUUCGUCGAACAGCUUGAGAGUGCGUUCCGCACGCCAGGAGACAUCUCUCUCGGGCUCCAGCUUGGCGCCAACCUCUUCCUCAAGGAUGUGCCUCCGACUCCAGCGCUUCAGCCUGAGCAUCGCAGGACCCCCGACAAGGACAUGGUACCACAGAGUGUCACAGAAGCUGACGUGUCGUCGUUCCGUCUCAGCCUUCUCUCUGACGGACAGUCCUGCCGCGACUCGGCGACGUCAGAUACUCUCGAACGCCUCCUAGCAGAAUGCGAGGAAGACAUUUGCAGGCCGUAUAGCAUGCUGAGGAAGAGCCAGAGCACAAUGCGUUCUAAAGCGUCAGACGGCAGGCUGAACACGAGCUUCAAGUUCGGCGGCAAGCCGUCGAUCCCCGACUCAGUGGAGGAGAGCGCGGAGCUCAAGCCGCUUACUCUGUCAGAUAUUAUCCCACCAGCCUCGCAUGCGCGCUCGCCGUCUCAGUCGUCUUUGAUGGAAGGUGACAGCUCUGUGCUGAAGUCGAUUCUGGGCAAUGCAUACGAGGGUGACACGUCGGUCGUCAAUUCGAUCGUCGCUCAAGCGCAAGCCGCUGCCCCAGCUGUACCCCGUCCUCGCCUUGACUCCGAUUCGAGCUCGAAGCGGCGGGCAAGGGAAUCUCUCGACUUAUCGAACAUGUCACGCUCCAGAACUAACUCCGAGCUCAGCUUCAAGGGCUUGGAGAGCUUCGAGGAGGUUCGCAGAGGCUUCGAGUUCCACCCCAAUAGUCGACCGGCGUUCUACCCCCCGCCUGGCGCUCCCAAGUCCUGGCAGAGCCGGCACGAGUCUAUGUACAGCAUCGCCUCUAUGUCAUCGCUCGGUACAAUCCUCGACUCUGGGAUCUCCGAUCCCUUCGGGUAUGCUUCGAGCCGCCCCGUGUCUACUGCAGACGAACUAUCAUUCGCCAUGUCCUCCACGAUCGACGAUACCUUCUCAUUCGUUAGGAAAGGUUCAUAUCGCAAGCGCGUCGAUAGCGACGCAUCAAGCUUCUGUUUGCGUCCAGGCGCUGCUCGUGGUCAACGCCGCAACGAGUCGAACAUUCCACCCAUCAGCAUAUACAACCGUAGUUUCGGUGUACAUCGCAGGAUAGACUCCAACUCCAGCAUGAGCCCUUCCAACGAAUCAAUGGAGAGCGAUUUCUCCUUGGGCAGCCUUGCCAGGCCCGGUCUUGGCGACAAGAUGUUCGACAGGAUGGAGUACGGGAUGCCACUCGCCGCGAUCUCAGCUUCACCCACCGGCAGCUUUUUCAGCGAGCAGGACAGCACCAGCAGGAGAUACUCGGACAUCAGCGAACGGGGCGAGCAGCAGGGUGUAUCCUACGACUCGGUCUUUGAUACUGAACGGAGGGCGUCAGUCACCGACUCCAUCUUUGAGAAGACUGGCAUGCCGACUUCGCACGAUGUUUCCGACGACGUGUUCGAGUUCGAUUUGUCGCGCCCGACGGACUCCCCUCGCCUGAAUCAGUUCCGUCCCAUCUCGAUGAUGAGUGUCGCUAGCACCACCCACUCGAUUCCCCGAAGUGAAGAUACAAUGAUCAGUAUGAUUGGUGGAGGUCAUGUUCGUCGUCGCUCGAUUGAUUCACGCAUCGACGACUCUCCAUGCAUCGACCUAGAGCGCAAGGAGAAGAAGAAACAUACCGCUCUCCAGCAUAUUGCUCGCGUCCUCGAGUUCGACCAGAAGCCAGACGAGCUUCCCUCGGACUUCGUCGACAGGCUCCCCAAGAUAUCUCUAGAUAAGGCUCAUGCUACCAAGCCCUCUAUCGCAUCAACAUCGUCGUUCCAGCUUGGCGACGAGCCCAUCAUCAAGGCUGGUAAAGGUUUACUGCAGCGCCAGAGUCUGGAGAAAGACGCUCUCAUCGCGCACGAAGAAAAGAUCGCCGCGUCCUUGGCAGCGACGGCAGUGUUCUCGCUUCCUGUUCCGGUCAGUCGGUCUCGCUCGAGCACUGUAACAAGUUCUGGCGGGGAAACGCCCCCUCUGUCGCCUUCAGACGGCUGUUCGGUCUCCAGUGGCUCCCAGUCAAGCAUCGAUAUCGCUCAUCUCGAUAAUUUACUCACGGCUGCGACACUGCCCGCCAGCGGCAUCGCCCGAGCGCGCUCUGCCCGCAUGCGGGAGCGGGGCACUGGUCACCGUCGACGCUUGUCUUCGGCACGUAUUUCUCGGUCUUCUGUCUACGAGACGAUACAGGAAGAGGAAUACUCGUACUCUCCGUCACCUGCCAAACCCUCUACCAACACCACGGUUGACCACAAUGUGACCACGCCCAAAGACGGAUCUCUGUCUCGGGCGGGCUCUAUUUACAUUGUUGCCCCAGAUACAGAGUCUGUCGGCGAGUGGGACGAUGAACAGGGUAUUGUAGGUGUGCGGAAGUACUACGCGCUUCGACAGGAGGCCGAUGUGGCUGUGACGGAGAGCAAGAAAGUUUGGCCUGAUACAUCGUUCUCGACUUUCGCUAUGCAAACGUUUGAGCUGCCCACUACCCGGUCUGCUAUGCAAGCAAUGCUCGAACAAUCACAGAAGAGCUAUGGUCCUCUGUCCUCUGAGCUCCGUGCUCACCGAAUCCGGUCCCGCACUUCUUCUCGCACAUCGCCGUAUCCUGUCCGUUCGCGCCGCGCUUCGGUAGAGAAACAGCCUCAAGCCCUGCCCGAGAGCAGACCGUUCGCGUCUCCGCGGCACUCCAUGAACAUGCCCCUUGUCGAAAUCUCGAUCAACCCGAAUACCAAAAACGCGAAAGUGUUCUCUCCGCAGCCAGCCCGUGAUGUUCAACCAUUCUCGAAGUCCGCUGUCGACCUAGAGUCGUCCAAGCACGCUGUCGCGAGGAGCCCCAGCGCCACCCGGCGCACUCGCGUCGCGUCGAGUGCCCGCAGAGCAGCGCUGGGUUGGUCAAAGCGAAAUAACGCAAAGUCGAACACCGCGACCAUCAAAGGUAGCGCCGGUACCGGCAAGGGGCCCACUAGCAGUGCGAGUGUGAAGGAGAAUUUCGGUACCAUCAGGCCGAGCACAAACAGUGCACUUGCGAAGGAGAAUGCCGGCACUAUCCUCAGCCACAAUGAAUCGUUGAAAAUAUCGCGCCCGCGUCCACGAGGCAGACCGGCCCCAGCUCGUGCUGCCUUGAGUCGUGCUCCUCUGGCCGCCUCCCAGUCAUAUGUGUAGACAAAACACAAAUGCGAAGAAAUGUACAACUGCCUCCUCCGUCGUAGCGCCGUCUUUCCCCGCCAAGCGCUUGAUCCAAGCCCACGACGACCGCGUCGGUGGUGGCACCCCCUAUGCCAUUCUGUCCUAUGCUCUCAUUUUCUUGUUUCUCUCAGUGUAUCAACCAAUCUUCGUCUCAAGUCGCUUCUACGCACCAGCCCUUCGUGCGCUGUUGCUGUCUCCGUCGCCCUGAUGCAGUAUACUUGCGGCUGUGGCCUCGAGGUCGAAACCGAAUGUGUUUCAUCUUCGGACUCUGUCUGCUCGUCUGUCUGCAUCUGUUUGUAACAAACUGUAACCAUGAGAGUGUGUACUACCCAUUCCUCAUAUUCGAGAUUUCGACUAUGUAUGCUCUUCCAGCUUGGACUCUCCGCGAGACUCGAUGCCUCGCCGUCUUUGUGCGCUGCUGUCUGUUGUAUAGUUUGUUGAGCAAAUGUAUAUAAUCUGUUUUUGACCCGCC
This is a messenger RNA of Phanerochaete carnosa HHB-10118-sp, 5341 nucleotides long. RefSeq lists its product as uncharacterized. The transcript is spliced from 6 exons. The record is from RefSeq and is a predicted model, not a curated record. Lineage: Eukaryota; Fungi; Basidiomycota; Agaricomycetes; Polyporales; Phanerochaetaceae. The coding region runs from base 22 to 4845 and encodes 1607 amino acids.